GAGCGGUGGCACCAUAGAGUCUGGGCGGAGUGGGUUGGUUAGAGCGGCCGGGCCUUAGAGUGCGGGAGGGCAGGAGUGGCGUGAUGGCGGCGGCGCUGAGGCAGUUGCGCCGCCUGUGCCUCCGCAGGGCCGCCCCGAUGUCGCCGGCGGCCCCGGCCCGAAGCGGCUCCGGGCGGGACGUGCUGGAGAUGCCGCUGCCGCCCUGGCGGGCGCGGCCCCACGAGCCGCUGGACACGAAGCGCGCCCGGCUGCUGUACGAGAGCCGCAAGCGCGGCAUGCUGGAGAACUGCCUGCUGCUCAGCCUCUUUGCAAAGGAGAAUCUGCACCGCAUGACUGAGCAACAGCUGAACCUCUAUGACCGUCUAAUCAACGAGCCCAGCAAUGACUGGGAUAUCUACUACUGGGCGACAGAAGCAAAGCCUACCCCAGAGGUGUUUCAGAAUGAAGUGAUGGCGAUGCUGAAAGAAUUCACCAAGAACAAGAACAGAGAGCAGAGGCUGCGACAGCCAGACCUGGAGUACCUCUUCGAGCCACCCAAGUGAAGGCGCCCUGUUGUCUCCAGGACCAUCUUUUCAGCCAUGGGAGUAGAAGCUGAGGCUCUGGACUUCUUUGGAAAUCUGCACUGCUGAUCUCCCUCAACAUGAAAUCCUCCACUCAGUGGUUGCGCCCCACUGAAUAAAGAGUCAAACACUUUUCUUGA
Molecule: messenger RNA, 700 nt
Organism: Alligator mississippiensis (American alligator)
Lineage: Eukaryota; Metazoa; Chordata; Crocodylia; Alligatoridae
Gene: SDHAF2
Product: succinate dehydrogenase complex assembly factor 2
Exons: 4
Coding region: 84-542 (152 amino acids)
Biological process (GO): mitochondrial electron transport, succinate to ubiquinone; protein-FAD linkage; tricarboxylic acid cycle
Cellular component (GO): mitochondrion
Source: RefSeq, a predicted model, not a curated record